Molecule: messenger RNA, 1407 nt
Organism: Penicillium paradoxum
Lineage: Eukaryota; Fungi; Ascomycota; Eurotiomycetes; Eurotiales; Aspergillaceae
Product: phosphoserine phosphatase SerB
Exons: 3
Coding region: 1-1407 (468 amino acids)
Biological process (GO): L-serine biosynthetic process; dephosphorylation
Cellular component (GO): cytoplasm
Molecular function (GO): L-phosphoserine phosphatase activity; magnesium ion binding
Source: RefSeq, a predicted model, not a curated record
AUGGCUGACUCCACAACCCGUCUUACAAGGCCAUCCCUCGGCCAAAUGCGCAGCAGCUCAUUCCUGCAAGACCACCAACAGUACAAGCCGAUGGCUCCAAUCAACCAAAUCAACCAGACUAUCGGCGAAGUUCUGGCCAACCAGGUGGAUGAUCACUUGGUUCUUAACGCAAACCCUAUCAAUCCGGACCCUGAGAGAGUCACCGACAGCGGUAUCAUCCACAGCAUCUUCAACCACCAAGCAAACCCUCUUCCAAGCGGCACGUCGCAAAUCGUCGCCACUAUCUACUACAAAUCCAACAAUCCCGUUCACCCCCACUUCCACCCCGACUCCGGACCCCAACAUGCCCCAGGCGAUAAGCUCCCAGCGCCAACCGUGCCUAGUGGCUCUGCCCCGACAGAAGAUAUGGACAAGUUCCCGCGAGAGCCACCUGCGCCAGAGCCGGAACCUUUGGACCACCUCUAUGGGCCCUAUGUCUCUCAACUAUGCUUGACCAAUUUCCUGCAGAUUUUGGAAACCCUCCCCACCCCCUACCAGCGCAUGAACACCUCGCACCGCUGUCUUGAUCGUGACGAACACCCCCGCGUCGUGGAGGUCACCUUCUCUCCCCCGCCAAACCCAGACUAUCUCUCCUUCCCCGACCUGCGCAAGCAUGAGAGCAUCUGGCGCUUUGAGCGCGAGUGGAAUGUCGAGGUCGUCCUGCAAAAGGAGAGCGUUUUCCGUCGCCACAAGCGCUUAGCUGUAUUCGACAUGGAUAGCACCUUGAUCGAUAAUGAAUGUAUUGACGAGAUCGCGAAGUUCAUUGGUGUCGAGAAACAGGUCUCGGAAAUCACUGAACGCGCUAUGAACGGCGAGCUGGACUUCACCGCAUCACUGAAGGAGCGCGUCGGCCUUCUCAACGGCGUCACAGCAGAUGUCUUCGACAAGCUCAAGUCCGUCAUCAAGAUCGCCAAGGGUGCCCGUGAGCUCUGCCGUGCAUUGAAGACUCUGGGCUAUAAGAUUGCAGUGCUGAGUGGCGGUUUCCAGCCCCUCGCCGAGUGGCUUGCCGAGCAGCUCGGUAUCGAUAUUGCCGUCGCCAACCACCUCGAAAUCGACGAGACCACCCAGACCCUGACUGGCAAGUUGGUGCCGUCCUACCCCAUUGUCGAUGCCGCCCAGAAGCGCACUCUCCUCAAGUCCAUCGCCGCCGAGCACGGCAUCCCCCUCUCACAAACCAUGGCCGUCGGCGAUGGCGCCAACGAUCUCCUGAUGCUCCACGCUGCAGGCCUCGGUGUCGCCUGGCGCGCCAAGUCCAAGGUCCAGCUGGAGGCUCCCACCCGCAUCAACGGCGAGAGCUUGGUCGAUAUCCUCUACCUGCUCGGCAUGGACAACGAUGACAUCGCGGAGCUGACCUCUGAGACUAAAUAA